This is a messenger RNA of Brienomyrus brachyistius, 2271 nucleotides long. It is a transcript of the gene prmt7, whose product is annotated as protein arginine methyltransferase 7. Gene Ontology annotation, biological process: peptidyl-arginine methylation. The transcript has 17 exons. The record is from RefSeq and is a predicted model, not a curated record. NCBI's taxonomy places the organism in Eukaryota, Metazoa, Chordata, Actinopteri, Osteoglossiformes, Mormyridae. Gene Ontology annotation, molecular function: protein-arginine N-methyltransferase activity. Bases 139 to 2199 code for a protein of 686 amino acids.
GCAUCCCGGAGCCUCGGCUAAACUCGGGCCAUGUGACCAAGAUCUGACAAAGAUGGCGGCCUCCGUAUAGAAAAUGCUUUAUUCGUUUCGCACGCCGGGACGCACUUAACGUGUUGUGGUACAAAUCGAAACGGAAGCAUGAAGACAUUCUGCGGCCGAGCAAACCCUAUCACGGGCGCGCUGGACUGGGUCGAAGAAAGCGGGGAGUAUGAUUACCAUCAGGAGAUCGCCAGGUCCUGCUACGCAGACAUGCUCCAUGACAAAGACAGGAAUGAAAAGUACCAACAGGGCAUCCGAGCAGCAGUUAGCAGAGUGAAGGCUCGAGGAGAGAGGGCCAUCAUUCUGGAUAUUGGCACAGGAACAGGUCUUCUGUCCAUGAUGGCCAGCAGCGCUGGUGCUGAUUACUGCUAUGCUGUGGAGGUCUUCAAGCCCAUGGCUGAAGCAGCCAUUCGGAUCGUGGAGAGAAACGGCUUUGCUGACAAAAUUAAGAUCAUCAACAAACACUCAACUGAAGUCACAGUGGGCCCCGAUGGAGACAUGCAACAGCGAGCCAACAUAUUGGUGACUGAGCUGUUUGACACUGAGCUGAUUGGGGAGGGGGCUUUACCCAGCUAUGAACAUGCACAUGUGUACUUGGUGCAGGAGGGCUGCGAGGCAGUGCCACACCGUGCCACGGUGUACGCGCAGCUGGUGCAGUCAGAGCAGCUGUGGAGCUGGGCGCAGCUGCUGCCCAUGCAGGUUGGGGCCCGAAGACUCCUGCCCCCUCCCUCUAUGGGCCGCUGUGCGGGAGCGCCCUCUGUCUGUGACAUCCAGCUCAGCCAAGUGCCACCUGACACCUUCACGGCCCUGAGCCCCCUGUGCACCAUGUUCAGCGUGGACUUCAGCCAGCAUGUCAGCAGCGCUUCUGCGUCAUACUCCUUCCGGUUCCAGGCCCAGGCCAGUGGUCUGGCCCAGGCUGUCCUGUCCUGGUGGGACAUAGAUAUGGAUCCUGACGGCACCAUAGUAUGCUCCAUGGCUCCCAGCUGGACCUACCGGGACCCCCGUUCUUACCCUUGGAGGGAUCACUGGAUGCAGAGUGUGUAUUUCUUGCCUGGAGAGCAGAAGGUAUCUGAAGGGGAAGAGCUUAGUCUGACGGUGUCCCACGAUGACUACAGCCUCUGGUACAGCCUGCACUCCUACAGCCAGCAGGGCGGCGAGAUCGAGGUGGUGCCCCGUCGGCCGUACUGUUCAUGUCAGGCACACCUGGUGUGGACCAGGCCUCGCUUCGGUGAGCUGAAUGAUCCCCAGCGGACGGAGACCUAUGUGCGGGCACUGCAGAGUGUCCUGAGUGCAGACAGCGUGUGCCUGAGCGUCAGUGAUGGGAGUCUGCUUCCUGUCUUCGCCCACCUGCUGGGCGUGAAGAAGGUUUAUAGCCUGGAGAGCUCCGGUUUGUCUAAGCAAGUGGUGGAACAGGUGCUGGAGGCCAACUCUCUGAGUGACGCGGUUCAGGUGCUGAAUGGCAGGCUGGACCAGCUGACCACCAGCGAUCUGGGGGGGGCGCAGGUGUCUGUGCUGAUCGGAGAGCCGCACUUCAGCACCAGCCUGCUGCCCUGGCAUUCCCUCUUCUUCUGGUACUGUCGGACAGCCCUGGCCCGCCUGCUGCAGCCCGGCGCCAUCAUUCUGCCCCGCUCUGCCGCACUGUACAUGGUCGCCGUGGAGUUCCGGGAUCUGUGGCGAAUCCGAGCCCCCUGUGGGUUCUGUGAAGGCUUUGAUGUCCGUCCCAUGGAUGAGAUGAUCCAGCAUUCCCUGGACUUUCGGGAGUCACGGGAGGCCGAACCACACUACCUGUGGGAAUACCCCUGCCGUGCCCUGACCCAGCCCUGUGCUGUCAUGACCUUUGACUUCACACAGUUUGUCCCUGAGCAGCCAAUCAGCAGCCAGGGAUCAGUCUCCAUUGUAAGGAGUGGCCGUUGCCAUGGUGUGGUUCUAUGGAUUGAAUACCAGCUGACCGAUGACAUUGCGAUGAGCAUGGGCCUGAUUCGGCCAGUCGGUGAGCAGGGUGUCUGCCAGUGGAGCCCCCACCAAAAGCAGGGGGUAUAUUUCUUCAGCUCGCCCCAAGACACUGUUGGGAAUGGACAGACUGCAGUCACCUACAAUCUGACCUUUGAACCCAGCAUCGGGGAUAUCAGAAUGCAGUAUUCAGUGACUAGUGACCCAUGACUCCAUUUCAAUGACAUAAACAGCACACAUACCGUCACCUAAUUCUGUACUUGUGUUUCAAUUAAAAACAAC